AGCCUAAUGCUAACUGAGCCCCUGUCUUUUCCUACAGCUCUCCCUGGUUGUUGUUUCACUGAGCAGUCUUCCAAUAAAACCAUGAGGGUCUUCCUCCUGCUUUGCCUACUGGCGGUUGGCAACGCCAAACCCUACCAGCCAAUCAACAUCAUGGACUUCAUGAAAAACUAUGACAUCAUGAUGGCUGAUUCAGAUGACGAUGACGAUGACGACGACGAUUAUGAUGAUGAUGAGAACUGUCCAGCCGGUUGCCGUUGCUCACCAAAAGUGGUGCAGUGCUCCGACCUGGGUCUGAUUUCUGUUCCUGAGAAGAUUCCUGAAGACACUAUAAUGAUAGACCUCCAAAACAAUGACAUCACUGACAUCAAGGAGGACGACUUUAAAGGCCUCCACAAGCUUUAUGGCCUGUUUCUGAUCAACAACAAGAUUUCUAAGAUUCAUCCCAGGGCUUUCAGAAACAUGAACAAUCUCAAACUGCUGUACCUCUCCUACAACCUACUGACUGAGAUCCCUGCAAACCUGCCUCCCAACGUCAUUGAGCUCCGCUUCCAUGAAAACAUGAUCAGCAAAAUCCAGAAGGAUGCAUUCAAAGGGCUGAGGAAACUCCACGUGCUAGAGCUGGGCGCCAACCCUCUGUCCAACAGCGGGAUUGAGCUAAGAGCUUUUAACGGCUUGUCGACCCUGUACGUCGGUAUGGCAGAGGCCAAACUGACUGCUGUACCAAAAGACCUUCCAACCUCCAUCACAGAGUUGAGCCUGGAUUACAACAAGAUCUCGAAGGUGGAAGUAGAAGAUUUCAUCAGAUAUAAAAACCUGCAGAGACUAGGACUUGGUUUUAACCAGAUCAAGUUUGUAGAAAACGGCAGCUUUAUCAGCACCCCAAGCAUCCGUGAGAUCCACCUGGACAACAAUCGCCUGAAAAAGGUCCCUCCGGGCCUCAACUCCCUACGCUAUCUCCAGGUAAUUUUCCUCCAUGGCAACAAAAUCAGCAGCGUGGGAAUCAAUGACUUCUGUCCCAUCAGUCACAGUGCCAAGAAGAACCUGUACACAGCCAUCAGUCUGUAUGCUAACCCUGUUAAAUACUGGGACAUCCAGCCAGCCACCUUUCGCUGUGUGGCUGGACGGCGGGGUCUUCAGCUCGGAAACUUCAGAAAGAAGUAG
Messenger RNA from Monopterus albus (swamp eel), 1161 nucleotides. It is a transcript of the gene aspn, whose product is annotated as asporin (LRR class 1). The transcript has 7 exons. Gene Ontology annotation, molecular function: protein binding. Lineage: Eukaryota; Metazoa; Chordata; Actinopteri; Synbranchiformes; Synbranchidae. The record is from RefSeq and is a predicted model, not a curated record. Bases 7 to 1161 code for a protein of 384 amino acids.